AAUGGACAAUUUUUAGCUCUUGUAGAGGGGGACGGCAAUCGGCAGCCAACAUGUACGCGAGUGUCUUGUUCUUCGUCACAGUGAGCUGUGCGUGUUCUACUGCCCAUGGGUUGUCUGAGAGAUCCUUCACAAUAGACUAUAAAAACAAUUGUUUCCUGAAAGAUGGGCAUCCCUUUCAGUACAUCUCUGGCAGCAUUCACUACUCCCGAAUCCCACGCUUCUACUGGAAGGAUCGGCUGCUCAAGAUGUACAUGGCGGGACUUGACGCCAUCCAAAUAUAUGUUCCUUGGAACUUCCAUGAAACAGUUGAAGGAAUCCACAACUUCACAGGGGACAGAGAUUUGGAGCAUUUCUUGGAUCUGGCCAAUCAGACGGAUCUUUUGGUGAUUCUGCGUCCAGGACCAUAUAUCUGUGCUGAAUGGGAGAUGGGUGGGUUGCCAGCAUGGUUACUCCAAAGAAACAACAUUAGACUACGCUCUGCUGAUCCAGUUUAUUUGCAGGCGGUCACUAACUGGUUUGCUGUUCUCCUCCCCAAAAUGACACCCUGGUUGUAUGCUAAUGGCGGAAACAUCAUCAGUGUCCAGGUUGAGAACGAGUAUGGAAGCGACUACGCUUGUGACCACAACUAUAUGCGUCACCUACGAACUGUGCUGCAAGUUUAUCUGGGCAAAGGCACCGUCCUCUUCACCACUGAUGGCAACACGGACAAGGAAAUGACAUGCGGGACUCUGGAGGGAUUAUACGCCACUGUGGACUUUGGCACAGGUGACAACAUCACUGAAGCCUUCAACAGGCAAAGGCGGUUUGAGCCGCGAGGUCCUUUGGUCAAUUCGGAGUAUUACACUGGUUGGUUGGACCACUGGGGUGAUGAGCAUGCCAUGGUUGAUACUCAGAAGGUCAGCAGAGGUUUAGCAGAGAUGCUAAACAUGGGCGCUAACAUUAACAUGUACAUGUUUGAAGGAGGGACCAACUUUGGCUACUGGAAUGGUGCUGACCACGACACCAAGUUCCGUCCGGUGGUGACGAGUUACGACUAUGACGCCCCACUUUCAGAGGCGGGGGAUCCAACAGAGAAGCUGCUGGCCAUCCGAGAUGUCAUUAAAACGUUUAAGGCCAUUCCCUUUGGACCCAUGCCACCUGCUACUCCCAAAUUUGCCUAUGGCUUUGUUAUGCUAACAAAGGUGGGCAACAUCAGCAGUCUAUUGGACACAUUUUCUGUGGGGCCCGUUCAAUCGAAAUACCCUUUGACUUUUGAGGAGCUCAAACAGUUCUAUGGAUUCGUGCUGUAUCAGACCACAUUACCCCGGGACCUUACAAAGCCCACGCUGCUCAUUUCUCCCUUGAAUGGCAUUCGUGACCGUGCGUAUGUGUCCGUCAACGGGGUUUUCCAGGGUCUAUUGGAGAGAGACACCAUACUGGUGAUGAACAUUACUGGACGGCAGGGGGAUAUCAUGGACAUCCUUGUGGAGAAUAUGGGCAGAGUUAACUUUGGGAGCCAUAUUAAUGACUACAAGGGUGUCAUCGGCAACCUAAUCCUGGGCCAAGAUGUACUAACCGACUGGAAGAUGUACCCUUUGGACAUUGACGGCGCCAUUGCUGCUGGUUGGCCUCACACGCUUAGGCUGCACGAAGAAACAAACAGACCUUCUAUUGGACCAACCUUCUACAUGGGAACAUUGCAGCCCAGUGGUGUAGCGUGGGACACUUUUCUAAAGCUAAAUGAAUGGAAAAAGGGUCAGGUUUGGAUCAAUGGUGUAAAUCUGGGGCGAUACUGGCCAGCCAGGGGCCCGCAGCAGACCCUUUAUGUUCCCGGACCCCUGCUCAGUACCACCCUGCCCAACAACAUCACGGUGCUGGAGCUAGAAGAGGCGCCAGUACAUUUAAGGCUUCUCUUCAUGGACCGACCUCUGCUCAAAGUUGCUGAUAAGUCGUGACAAUAAUACACAGUCCAUGCUUGUCGCGUCCAUUUUAAGAUUGUAUUACCUUGACCUCUGUUGUUUUGUACAAACCCAAUUCCAAGGAAGUUAGGGCGUUGUGUUAAAUAAAAACAGAAUACAAUGAAUGAUUUGCAAAUCAUGUUC
Hippocampus comes (tiger tail seahorse) is the source of this 2081-nucleotide messenger RNA. It is a transcript of the gene glb1l, whose product is annotated as galactosidase, beta 1-like. Gene Ontology annotation, biological process: carbohydrate metabolic process. The record is from RefSeq and is a predicted model, not a curated record. Gene Ontology annotation, molecular function: beta-galactosidase activity. The transcript has 16 exons. Bases 51 to 1934 code for a protein of 627 amino acids. NCBI's taxonomy places the organism in Eukaryota, Metazoa, Chordata, Actinopteri, Syngnathiformes, Syngnathidae.